CUUUUAUAUUGACCCAUUGAAGUCCAAAAUGUUGGCCCUUUCAUCUGUAUUGAAUAAGAGUAAACAGGCAUAUAUACUAGAUGUGGUUUCCAUUACUUGUCCAAUCGUCUGCUAUUGAUAGUUAAAUCCUUCCAGUAUGGAUAGAGAAGAGUGAAAAUCUCCAUUUUCUAGUUAUUUGGAAUUUGCAGAUCAAUCUAUUCAGUCCUUUCCUUUUGCUCUCGGCAUGAUGAACCUGUCAAACAAACCUGCAGGCAAGACACACACACACACACACAUAUAUAUAUACAAGCCAUGCUAGGCCUAAAACCAUUUCUACAUUACCCUUGAAAUGGACAAGAUUGCGAGAAGCUGUUCAUGAAUUGCAUCUAAAGUUAAAUUUUCCAUAGAAAGGAAAAAUAAUCACAUCUAACUGGUCUAGAAUUAUGCUAAUCUGCAUCUUUGGAUUGAAUUGCAUGGCCUUGUGCUCUUCGAAUUGAACCACCAUCUGAACCCUGAAUCCAUCUCUUACCAGGCUAAACUGCACUGUAACCUCUGCGCAUGGACUGCACAUUUUGAAUCAGCUGAACAUGAAAUCUCCACCCCACACCCCAAGGGAAUGCUAAGUUCUGAACUCAUGCCAUAGCAACCCCAAACAAAUUAAUCAUUUCAGAAGUCUGGGAUUAAAUCCUAUGAUUUAAACAAGACAUGUCUGCUUUUGAACAGAAACAAUGUGCCCCUAAUAACUAAUCAGAAUCAAACUUGCCAAAUCAACACCAAGGUGUUUGUGAAGGUGUAUCAUAUCAGUCAUAACCCUCUAGUUGAAGUCAAGAUGAUAACAGUCAGUCACUGAUGACAAUGGACUUAAGCUUGUGGUGGAAACAGGAGAGGUUGUCUCCACGACUGACCAGUUGCAAUUGUAGACUAAAUUAUUUUCUAUAUGACUAAUCAAUAGGAUGGCUUUGGUCUAAACUUAUUAGGCCGACUGCGACAGACAAUAAAACCCAUUCUCUUAGUCAAACCCAUGUUAAUGAGAGACUGUCGCAUGAGACACAUUCAUGGUCCUUGGCCAGGUAAUUCCCAUUGGUGUCUAGCUCUCGACUUCCAAAGGCAAAUGAAAGCAAUAAACCCACAGGCCUCUGAAACUUUUCUUUCUUUUCUUUUUAAGUUGAAGGCCGUUAAAGUAAUAGAACAGGCAUCAUGCUAUGUUAUAACCACUUACACUAAGCCUUCCACUCUUCAUCUAGGAGUAGCACAUUGCUGGAUUCUUCGAGUCCUUUCGAUGGACCAGCUCUAUUGAUCAUAUAGUUUAACAUGCAGUCCUGGGCUCCCAGUCCAAAGUGGUGGAAUUCAAAGGGAAGCAUCUUUCCACCUUUUGAAUGUUCAGAGGGGGACAUUUUUCUACUCCUUUCUUUGAACUUUGGAGGGACUAAGCGGAUCUGAUUUGCCCCCGUCCCAUCCCUUCCAUAGGUCCUGCCACCCUCAAAAUCUUUGAAAAGUUGGACCUGCUCUCCCUACCAUAAAAUAUCACUCUGAUAACCACACUCACCACCACAGAGCCAAUUCAACAGGAAGGAGCUAGGGAGCUGAAGAAGAGCUGAGAUGGGAGUCUGGAACUGGCCUUGGAGAGCACGAUCAUCUGGCUUCGGCUCAUCCUCGACUGCUGAAGAGGUUACUGAAGGAAUUGAUGCCAGCCAUCUCACCGCCAUCGUCACAGGAGCAACAAAUGGCAUUGGAAAAGAGACAGCAAGGGUUCUAGCUUUAAGAGGAGCAAAGGUCAUUAUACUAUCCCGAACCAUGGAGAGCGGCAUGAAGGUAAAAGAGAGCCUCCUUGAACAAAAUCCAGAUGCGAAUCUCCAUGUCAUGGAGAUGGAUCUCAGCUCCCUCAGCUCUGUCGACUCCUUUGCUCGUUCCUUCGAUGCAUCAAACAAACACCUAAACAUCCUAAUCAACAAUGCAGGCAUAAUGGCUUGUCCAUUUCAACUUUCAAGAGAUGGAAUAGAGUUGCAGUUUGCUGCAAAUCAUCUUGGACAUUUUUUACUGACAAAUCUCCUGAUUGGCAAAAUGCAAGCCACGGCCCAAGAAACGGGAAUACAGGGAAGGAUAGUUAAUGUCUCAUCAAUUGCCCACAAAGGUGGCGAUGAAUCUUGGCUCGAUCUUGACAAGCUCAAUGACAAGUCAAGGUAUAAAGCUUUUGGUGCAUAUUGUAACUCCAAACUAGCGAACAUAUUACACGCAAAUGAGCUAUCGAGGCGUUUCCAGGAAGAAGGAUCUAAUGUGAUGGUCAAUUCAUUGCACCCAGGAGCCAUAUACACCAACUUACCUCGCCACCUCAACUUUAAAGUUGCACUUACUCUAAUAUCUAUUCUGGCAAAACCUUUUCUGAAGACCAUACCUCAGGGAGCUGCGACUACCUGUUAUUUAGGAUUACAUCCAAGUGCAGCAAACAUAACUGGAAAAUAUUUUGCUGACUGCAAUGUGGCAGAACCUUCUGAGAAAGCAAAAGAUGGAGCCCUAGGCAAAAGGCUCUGGGAGUUCAGUCAAGAGCUACUUCUAAAGCAAAAGAUGGAGCCCUAGGCAAAAGGCUCUGGGAGUUCAGUCAAGAGCUGCUUCUUAAUAGAAGAAGCAAGCCAGCAUAACAAGCUUUCAGUGGAUGUUCGAGAUAAAUGAGAAGUCCUACAAAUGUGUCAUCUCUCAGACUAUUGACUAGUAACACAAAUACUUUUUGAUUG
Messenger RNA from Phoenix dactylifera (date palm), 2708 nucleotides. RefSeq names its product short-chain dehydrogenase TIC 32 A, chloroplastic-like. The record is from RefSeq and is a predicted model, not a curated record. Lineage: Eukaryota; Viridiplantae; Streptophyta; Magnoliopsida; Arecales; Arecaceae.